CUCUCUCUCUCAACCAUCCCCAUCCCCUCCGCCGCAAUCCUCCCUCCUCACCUUCAUCCAGAUCCACAGGGCUAGACCGAGCCAGAGAGAUCGUCGGAUCAACAGUUCGAGAAAGGAGAGUUCAGCCGGAUCUCACUCACCAUGGUGGUCGCGCUCGGUCCCGGCAGGUUCUACGGCGGCGGCCUGCCGCGCCCGCGCGUCUUCCCCGGCGACCGCGUCGACCCGCCGGCGCCCGUCACCGACGCGCUCCUCUGCUGGGCGCGCGAAGCGCACUGGUCCAUGGGCGGGCUCGGCGCCAAGCGCCUCCGCCUGCAGGGCCGCAUCGAGGGCAACCUCGUCAAGCUCCGCCGCACCGCGCGCCGCGACGCCAGGGUCUCCGCCAAGUCCGCCAAGGUCCGCGCCGCGGGGCACGGGCCCGCCCCUGCCACUCUCGACGACGCGCUCGGCUCCGACGACGACGAUUCGGAGGACGAGGCGGAGGUCGCGGCCCAGGAGAAGGCGAUGCGGCGCGAGGUCGUUGAUGACGACGAGGACUCCGAGUCCGGCGAGUCGGAGGGCGAGGGGGUGCCGCUCGUCACCAUCGCCGCCGCCGCCAAGAGGAAGCGCGUCAGGAAGCUCUCCGACGAGUUCGACCGCAUUGCCGCCGCGCAGCUGGAGGGCGGCGGGAAGAAGAAGCCCGCGGCCGCGGCUCCGGCCAAGGCCCUGCUGAGGAAGAAGGCAGUCGCUGCGGCUGCUCCUGCCCCGGCCACUGAGGCGCCGGCGAAGAAGUCGUUGAAGAGGAAGGCGGUGGCGCUGGCUGCUGGUGCUGUGGCGAGGACGUCGCCGAAGAGGAAGACUGCCAAGGCGCCGGAGGCGAAGACAUCACCGAAGAGGAAGACCGCUGAGGCGCCGGCGGCAAGGAGGACGUCGCCGAGGUCGAAGCACUGAUGGAUAGGUGCCCGUUUCCAUUUGCAAUCCCUGUUCUUGGCUCUACCGGUUGUGGUGUGAUCUCGGAGAGGCAGCAUGCCGUGUGUUCGUUGAAAUGCUUGAAUGCAAUCUGUCAUGCUUCUUUCUGUAUAUGAUUCAAAUCCCUCAAAUGUCUCUGGUAAGCUCUGAAUUAUCUUGAAAUAAUUGUUCCUGCACUGA
This is a messenger RNA of Triticum urartu, 1125 nucleotides long. RefSeq lists its product as uncharacterized. The record is from RefSeq and is a predicted model, not a curated record. NCBI's taxonomy places the organism in Eukaryota, Viridiplantae, Streptophyta, Magnoliopsida, Poales, Poaceae.